AUGCCUGACGAGUCGAAGGGGACGAGCUUCCCUGAUGUCUCGGCGAAACUCUCCGCACUUCCAAAGAAAUCACUUUUUGAACGUCAAAAAGCUGAGGCGGAGGCCAAACGCGCCCGGGAAAAAGCGGAGACAGCUGCAGUCUAUGAAGAAUUUGUCAAAUCUUUCGAAGACGAGGAUUUGGUUGUACCGCAGUCAUUGGAUGGAGCAUUCAGACGCAAGGAUCCUCCCAGGCGUCAUUUCGCAGCUUCCUCUUCGCGCGGCAGGGUCCAGGGAACAUUCCCCCCACACAGAAGUACUCCCUCCCAUCGCGACCUGCUUACUCCAUCUGAAGCCGACAGAGCACUUAGCGAGGAGGAAAGAGCAGCUCCCAAGCCGACGUUGCACCUUACGAUCAUCCCCCCACCCGGACAGACUACCCACCGGGCGUCCUGUUCUGCACUCAUCACCCUCGCAAGCGACUCGGCCACCUCUGAUAUUGACAAAGCUGUCAACAUGUUACAGAACGAAUACCUUGGCCGGGGGUACUACCUGUCCCUCUGUCGAUACCUUUCUUCUACUGCAAUCAACCCAGACGCGCCUUUGCCCACCGGCAUCUCGUCGACUCCUACUUCUCUUCCGUUUGGCGCCGAGAAUAUUCCACCGAGUUCCGGCACAAGCUUGAAUCGGGCUCCACCACCUGGGCCACAUCGCGGGCGAUUCGCACCCCCAAGCUCGUAUGGACCAAACGUCCGUCGAAAUGGCCCAACUACUCAGGUGCAGGUGAAGUUACCGACAGACCUCAGAGUAUUAAUCCAGAUACACAAAACCAUCAACCAACUCGUGAAAGAAGGUCCUGGAUUUGAGGCACUGUUAAUGAGUCGGCCAGAAGUCCAGACGGACGAAAAGUGGGCCUGGUUGUUCGAUGCAAGGUCGCCUGGUGGUGUAUACUACCGGUGGAAAUUGUGGCAGGUAAUCACAGACCCCGAGACAAAGAACAUUGAUAAGCCGGCUUUGAUCUUUGAGGAUGAUUCUAUCUGGUUACCCCCCAAGCAGCAUCUCAAGUUUGAGAACGUUACUCGCCUGGACCAACUUGUGACACACCCCGACUACAACUCAUCUGACGAAGAACAUUCGGAUGGAGAAUAUGAAGGACGGAACUUUGGGGACGGAACUCACUUCUUGAACCCCUUGAAGAUGGCCAAACUUACUCAUUUCUUUGCACGACUUCCGACGACCAAUACAAAGCUCCGACGAGGAGAUGUUGCGCGAGUCUCAGCAUUCGCCAUGGAACACGCGACAAUCGGGGCAUCCGAGGUUGUCGAUAUGGCUAUUCGAAACGUUUUCCGGCCAUUCGCUUACACCGGAGCCAACCCAGGCUGGUUGAAAAGUGUUGCUAGACUUGCGGUGGACAAUACAACCCCAUCCGAUGAAUUAUUGGAUAUGUCUUCCGCGAAGCUGGUUGGCCUCUACAUCAUCUCUGAUAUUAUUUUGUCGUCGACAGGCAGUGGCGUCCACCAUGCAUGGCGAUACCGCCAGCUGUUCGAAAACGCUCUUCGCUCGCGCAAGGUGUUUGAGCACCUCGGUCGAGUGGGUAAGGACAUGAAAUGGGGACGACUGAAAGCAGAGAAGUGGAAGCGCAGCGUUGGCUCCGUUUUACAGUUGUGGGAAGGAUACAAUUGUUUCACGCUAUCGAACCAGGAGCAUUUCUCCAAUAUCUUUGAAAAUCCACCACCUACCGAGGCAGAAUUACAGAAGCAGAAGGAGACGGAGAAGCUUCACGCAGAUCAGGCUGCUGCUGCAUUUGCCAAAAGCAAGAGUCGAUGGAAGACAGUUGAUGAUGAGCGGGGUGGAAAGUUCGACCCUACUCUACCUGCGAAUGAGAACAAUCUGUCUACCUCUACCAGCGCAGUGGACGAAUCGGUGCAUGGAAUGGAUGGAACUCCAAUGGAAGUUCGUCACUUGAAGAACAUUGAUGGACAAUUCAUGCUUAAGGCUCCGCCAUCAGGCGAUGAAGAUACCCAACCCGAGAUACCCCAGCAGCUACCCCAGCACCCAAUUCAAUCUGACAAAUCCGAACAAUCAGCUGGGCAGCAGGAGCCAGAAACACGACGACGAAAGCCACGACCCAAAGCUGAAGACAUGUUUGCCUCGGAUUCGGAGUAA
Molecule: messenger RNA, 2142 nt
Organism: Penicillium verrucosum
Lineage: Eukaryota; Fungi; Ascomycota; Eurotiomycetes; Eurotiales; Aspergillaceae
Product: SWAP/Surp domain-containing protein
Exons: 2
Coding region: 1-2142 (713 amino acids)
Biological process (GO): RNA processing
Cellular component (GO): nucleus
Molecular function (GO): RNA binding
Source: RefSeq, a predicted model, not a curated record